This is a messenger RNA of Punica granatum (pomegranate), 3444 nucleotides long. NCBI's taxonomy places the organism in Eukaryota, Viridiplantae, Streptophyta, Magnoliopsida, Myrtales, Lythraceae. The record is from RefSeq and is a predicted model, not a curated record.
AGCAGCAGUAGUACAAGCUGUUGGAUUCCAAUGCAAAUGGAAUCACACUCACCUUCUCCCCCCUCUUCUCCAAUUACCGUUCUUCCCCCGCCCUCAGCUUUUCCACCUCCGUCCUCUUCUGCUUCUUGUUAUUUCCUUUUGUCUCUUUCUCCUUUCUGCUCGCCACAGCCCAUCUCUUGUCCCUUCUUCUUCUUCUUCUCCUUCUCCUUCUUGUUCCUCCUCGUCCAUUCGGGUUUCCCGGGGAACUUCUUGUCAUUGGACGCCAUGCCCGACAUCGACGACGACAGGCCCCGGGCUUCCCCUGGGAGGGAGUCGGUCAUGGACCUCGACCUCGACCUCGACGGCUCCUGGCCCAUGGACCAGAUCUCCUUCCUCGCAGCCAACCCCAUGUCCCCCUUCCUCAUGUCCUCCACCGAGCAGCCCUGCUCCCCUCUCUGGGCCUUCUCCGACGGCCUCGACGACAAGCUCCCCUCCUCCGCAGCAGCCGCCGUCAACGGCGGGUUCCGCCUGUCCGACUAUCCCCGGCUCCUCACAUGUGCUCCUAAUCUGGAAAACGAGAGUGUCGCUGAAAAUGACGAAACCCGGAAACAUCCAUCCCCAUUUCUUGGGCUGGCACCCCUCGAGAACCCUGACAAUUACUGCAUAAUCAAAGAAAGAAUGACCCAAGCUCUCCGUUACUUAAAAGAAUCAACCGAGCAGCACGUCCUCGCCCAAGUGUGGGCACCAGUAAAGAACGGGGGACGCUAUGUCCUGACGACUUUAGGCCAACCUUUUGUUCUCGAUCCCAACACUAAUGGGCUCCACCAGUAUAGGAUGGUCUCCCUCAUGUACAUAUUUUCAGUGGACAGCGACAAUGACGGAGAGCUAGGACUUCCUGGUCGGGUAUUCAGGCAGAAACUGCCCGAGUGGACCCCGAACGUUCAGUACUACUCACGCAAGGAGUAUUCUCGGCUUAAUCAUGCGCUUCACUGUGAUGUGCGGGGGACUUUGGCUUUGCCUGUUUUUGAGCCUUCGGGGCAGUCCUGUGUUGGUGUACUUGAACUUAUAAUGACCUCCCAGAAGAUUAAUUACGCUCCCGAGGUUGAUAAAGUCUGCAAAGCUCUUGAGGCAGUAAACUUGAAAAGUUCGGAAAUUCUGGAUCACUCGAACACACAGAUAUGCAAUGAAGGUCGCCACGUUGCACUGGUCGAGAUUCUCGAGAUACUCACAGUGUUGUGCGAGACACACAAGCUCCCAUUGGCACAGACAUGGGUCCCAUGUAGGCACCGGAGCGUGCUUGCUGAUGGAGGUGGCCUCAAGAAGAGCUGCUCGAGCUUUGAUGGCAGCUGCAUGGGACAGGUUUGCAUGUCCACAACUGACGUGGCGUACUAUGUAGUGGAUGCUCAGAUUUGGGGAUUCCGAGAAGCUUGUGCUGAGCACCACUUGCAGAAGGGACAGGGAGUUGCUGGGAGGGCUUUCUUGUCCCGUAGUUCGUGUUUCUGCAAAGAUAUAACCAAAUUUUGCAAGACUGAGUACCCUUUGGUCCAUUACGCUCGUAUGUUCGGAAUAACGAGCUGUUUUGCUAUUUGUCUGAGGAGCAGCUUUACAGGAAACGACGAGUAUAUCUUGGAGUUCUUUCUACCUCCUAACAUCGUGGACAGUUAUGAACAGGAGAUUCUGUUGAGAUCUUUAAUGGGGACAAUGAAGCAGCACUUUAAGAGCCUCAGAGUCGGGUCGGGGAAAGAACUCGAGCAAGAGGAGAAGUCUAUUGAGAUCAUUCAAGCUUCUUCCUUAAAUGAGAGGAAUGAGACAAAUAUUGUUCUUGAGCCUCUUCAAGUACCUGAUGGUGGUGCAGAAUUAGCUACAUCUAGGUUGCAGUAUAACUUACCAAGUAUCCGAAGGGAGGUAGAUCAGGUCAAUGUACCAAAUGAUGUUACAGUUGAUAACGCCGAAAAAAUCGUAGAAGUUGUAAAUGAGAACCCUGUUCCUUGCUCUGAUAACAAGAAACAAGCAAAGAAGUCGGAGAAAAAACGUGGAAAAGCUGAGAAACAGAUUAGUCUCGAUGUUCUCCAACAGUACUUCGCAGGCAGCCUGAAAGAUGCUGCGAAGAGCCUUGGUGUGUGUCCCACUACCAUGAAGCGAAUUUGUCGACAGCAUGGUAUUACCCGGUGGCCAUCUCGCAAGAUCAACAAAGUAAACCGUUCCCUCUCUAAGCUGAAGCGUGUAAUCGAGUCUGUUCAAGGUGCAGAUGAAGCUUUUGGGCUGGGAUCUCUAGCAGCCACGAGUCCUCUUCCUGUUGCUGUUGGUUCAAUUUCAUGGCCAUCGAGCUUGAAAGGGUCCAACGAACCAAACCAAAUCGAGCAGAAAGAGAAACCAUCUGAACUGCUCAACGAGAAGGUCAUUAAGUCACCCAGCCCUAGGACACCAGGAAGUGAUGAAGACCCUGCGAUUGAAAAUUGGCUUGGGGGAAGGAUAUUGAGUCAGGAGCAGCUUAUAUAUGAGCAGAAUGGAGCUGGGGGCAUGUCUGAACUCUACAAGGGCUUGAACCGGCCCAGAAACGGGACCGGCUCAAGAGAAGAGAGCUGUGGGACCCCCACUUCUCAUGGGUCAUGCCAAGGCAGCCCCAUAAACGAAGGUUUAGGUUUUGUUUCAUCACCUCCAAAGGAGCAACCUUCUGAUCCCUGCCAGAGACUCAGGGCCUCUCCUGAUUUGCCAUUUACUAAGCCCACCGAGGAGCUGAACUUCUCUGCUUGCUCUGUUAUUCCGAACAGUCUUCUGCCAACAGAAGCACAAGAAACCUUUGAAAGAAUGCUUUUAGAAGAUGCGGGAAGCUCGAAGGACUUGAGAAACCUAUGCCCUUCUGGGGCAGACACUGUGUUGGAAGAUUCAAGCUCAAAGCAGCACGUGGGCCUCCGCCCCCCUUUCCGAGCAGUAACAGCGCAAGGACCUGCAAGACAGGACAUGAAGAGCAUAACGAUAAAGGCCACUUACAGGGAAGACAUAAUAAGGUUCCGGAUCUCUUUUAGUUCCAAAGUAGUGGAACUGAAGGAGGAAGUGGCAAAGAGGCUGAAGCUAGAGGUCGGAACCUUCGAUGUGAAGUAUCUCGAUGACGACCACGAGUGGGUUCUGAUUGCUUGCAAUGCAGACUGGCAAGAGUGCGUCGACAUCUCGCGGUCUUCAGGUUGCAACAUGAUUAGGUUGUUAGUUCAUGACGUGAUGGCCAAUCUCGGGAGCUCGUGUGAGAGCUCCGGAGAGUGAGCAUUUUGCUCUGUCAGGGAAAAAGUAAUCGUCCUGGCAAGUCCUGCAAGAUUCUUGGUACGUCAGAGUUGGCAUAGAAUUUUUAUUUUUUUUUGGCUUCCCUUAUAGAAUUCGUCCAAGUUGUAAUAUAAAAGUUUUUCCAGAAUUUGUUGCGUCUUCGCAUAUUUGUGAUUGAAUGAAUGAAAGAAGCGUUAGCAUUCGAUGCAA